This is a messenger RNA of Dichotomopilus funicola, 1758 nucleotides long. RefSeq lists its product as uncharacterized. The record is from RefSeq and is a predicted model, not a curated record. Gene Ontology annotation, biological process: protein phosphorylation. The transcript has a single exon. Gene Ontology annotation, molecular function: ATP binding; protein kinase activity. The coding region runs from base 1 to 1758 and encodes 585 amino acids. NCBI's taxonomy places the organism in Eukaryota, Fungi, Ascomycota, Sordariomycetes, Sordariales, Chaetomiaceae.
AUGGACCUUACCUCGGCCGCCAUUCACGACGUCAUUCAUCCCACGGCCGCCUUCAACCAAAAUCGGACUCCCCACCAGCCUAGGUCCCCUUUGGAGGCGCCGUCUUGGAACGGUUCACAACUCAACCCAAAGAACCGCCUCGACAGCCUCGAACUCCCUCAACGAGCCUUGUUUAGGAUCGACGGUUGCACCGGUCUAGGAACUCAAUUCCAUGCUGUCCCGCUCUUCCUCCCCGAUUUGCCACCGAUGUGGUUCGAUGUGUUCCUCCCCAAGCAAGCCGUUGCGACCCCCGAGCUCUACGAUCUGCUAGAUAUGCACAUGGCCUUCCACACCAGGGACGCGUUGAGGGUUCGGCGGUUGGGCAUAUCAAUCUAUGUCGUGCGCGCUCUGCACUACUGGAUUAGCGACCGUGGUUAUGAAACAUACUCUGCUCUCUUCGAAGCGCUACCCUUUGGUUCCCGUAUCAUAUUCGACGUUCUUCACCUCGAUGUCCGUCGGACGAAGAUCUCGGUUGUACCCACGUACUACGUGGAAAGACAGCUGCUUGGGCUCUCCAGGCUGGAUCGAGACCUCGAUAUUGCUCCCGAGUUACUCCCCGAGGCUGUUGACAUCUCGCGCCUGAGCUUUGUCCAAAGGUUGCAAGACAGCGUCUGCCUUGUCCGCAUGCGUGAAGCCGGACAUGGUGGCACGCCUGGAAAUCUAUGGGUCUUCAAGGCGCUGACUAGCAGCACCAAGUACCUGUUCUUGGAGUUGCGCAACCUGCUACGCAUGAAGCCACACCCGAACGUCAUUUCGCGACCCGGCUAUCUUAUUACUAAGCGCUGUUUAUUUGGAGGCAAGACGGCCGUGAUCGGGUUUCUUCUCCCUUUUCACGAGCACGGCAGCGUCCGUGACCUCCUCCCACUGAUGCGUAUUCACGGUCAGCUGAAGCAAGAGCAACAGCUGCGGUGGGCUAGACAACUGACCUCGGCUGUACUGCAUGUCCAUACGCACGGUAAAAUGUUUUACCCAGACCUUCGACUCGACAACAUUCUCUUCUCCGCCUCCCAGAGCAUCAUCAUGGUGGAUUUUGAGCAACGCGGGGUAUGGUGCGAAUUUGCUAGUCCGGAGGUCAACGCAAUAGAAUACAUGCGCAUCCUAGCUAGUGACCCAGCAGACGAGACGGCCGGCGCCAUUCCAGAGAACGUUCGCGGCCACUUCGCCGCAAUCGUGAAUCGCCUUCUUCCGGAUUGGGGCACCCUGCAGUCCCGCGAAGACUACGCAACCCCUCGGCCAAAUGGAUACUCCAACUACAACAUUCCAUGGCUUGCUCUGGACGCCACUGAACAGGAGGCUUCCAUGGUGUAUAUGCUGGGUCGGGUCUUGUGGUGUAUUUUCGAAGGCCAAAGCGCGCCGGAGAACGCCACUGUCUGGCAAUCGUAUCGGUAUGAGCCAGACGUUGAAUUUCCAACCUUUCACUCAACGCCGCCCGAACUUCGGAGUCUUAUCGACCAGUGUACAAGAGGUAGGAGGGUUGCAUUGUCUAGCCUGAUCAUAAGAGAGGGUAGUCGGCUUGUCCUCCGGGACAAAAAAGGGGGCAGUGCUGCUGAGGUUACCGACACGGCCCGUGCAUGGUGGCAAGCAGAGGUCAAAGCUGCCGAGGAUUUUAUCAAGCUACGAGAAGAAUCUAAGAAGGAUGGGAGCUGGGACAGUAACUACUUUGGGCGGCCUAGGUUAGCUGACGUUCUGAACGAGCUGGAGCGGCUAAGUAAGAGCUAA